UCUCUGCGUUGAUUAGCUGGGUCUGGCUCGCUGUCUCUGCGUUGAUUAGCCGGGUCUGGCUCGCUGUCUCUGCGUUGAUUAGCCGGGUCUGGCUCGCUGUCUCUGCGUUGAUUAGCCGGGUCUGGCUCGGUAGCGGCGGUUGUGUCAGUGUGUAGCUCGGUACCGGCUGUUGUAGAUCCGCCAUGGCUCAGGAUGUCGCCCGGCUGUCUAAGAACCUGUUGCGGAUGAAGUUUAUGCAGCGGAGUCUUGAUGCAGAGACUAAGAAGCAGUUAGAAGAGGAUGAGAAAAGAAUAAUCAGCGAUGAACACUGGUACUUAGAUUUACCCGAACUGAAGGAGAAAGAGAGCUUUAUCAUUGAAGAGAGAAGUUUUCGCCCAUGUGAAGAUUUCCUUUUUGGCAGAAUGUCCUUCAAGGGGUUUAAUCCUGAGGUUGAGAAGCUGAUGGUUCAAAUGAACUCACAGACAAAGGAUGAAGAGGUUGUAGAUGAAGGAAAAAUGGAAGUUGAUGUCACAGAUGAGGAGAUGGCACUAAGAUAUGAGUCACUAGUCGGCAGUAUCCAGAGAAAGUUUGCGAAAAAGAGAGACCAGAAGGUGCUGGAGGAUGAAGACCAAAAUAGAAAUAUCAAAACCACCAAAAUAAAGAAGGCUUUCCUGAAGCCGAAGGAUUAAAUGCUUUUUUUUUUUUUUUAUGUGAAAAUAUUUUUUUAGUAGUCGGUCUAAACAAAACAGAAAUGCAUUGGUACACAUCAGACUGUAAGAUCAGAUGGCUAUAUAGGUACAUUCAGAGUAUAGAAAACCAUGACAUUGUUAUGCAAGGUCGGAUCCUUUUUAUCCAGAGAAUAAGCGAACCCAGCAUGACGGCCUGAUUAGAAGAGCAUUGCUUUGCAAGACCAAAUAUUUAACUUUGUAUAAAGAAAUCUAUUUUAAAUAUCUGGACUCUAUAAGAGUGUUUUGUUUUGUUUACAGUAGUAUAUGAUGUAUGAUUUUCUAUGAUUUUGUUAAAUUGUUAAUUGGAAGUGGAAACAUUCUAGGAAGCAGAUUCAUAUGAAGUGAAAGUUGUAUAGUGAGGGAGGACAUUUCCUGUAGACCGAUCACCAGAAAACAUUGUUUAUAGCCACACAAUUGAAAACCAUAUUCCUAACGUGAGACUAAGUAUUGUACACUCCCCAAUUCUUUGGAACUUAAGCGUUUUCCAGAUUAGUUUUAAUUGGGAUAUUUUAUAUGAAACCUGAACAUAUGGGGAGGGGGAGGUUUGAGGAGCAUAGAGACCCACUGGUAUAAUUUAUUGAAAAAUGUGUGGUUAUCCGUCAGAGAUCUGGACGUUUUGCUGUGGGAUGUGGAUGUUUUUUUAUACCUUAAUACAUGGCCCCUAUUGCCUUUUGCACACCCAGGUUGCUCGUUGUUUUUGUAUUCUUGGGAGAGCAUCCAUUGAACUGGUUGGGGAUGCCACUUGUGAGAAAAGCUUGCAGGUUUAUCCAAGAUGUGGGAAGUAGAAACCCCAUUGAUUUGAAACAAGUGUUUUCCCAGCAUGUCUGUUCUUUAGUGUUUGUUUUGUGCUAGACUUGUGCAAAAAUUCCUUUUUAAUCCACACUGAAUGAAUUGAUCUGCGCAGAAUUAACUUGUGGUGUCUUAUUAAAUGAAUAAGACUCCAUAUCCCGGAUGGAUUGUAGAUUAAAAGGUAUUUGAUUUGAAUGAAUUGGCUGAAAUGAAUUUUUGCUCAAGUCUAUUUGCCCCCCAGUGUGUGAUUGACUAGCGGAGGAGGGAACAAGUUUGGAAAUGCUGGAUAAUAAACAGUGAAUAAUACCUGGAACAAGUCCAUGUUGUAACUGUAAUCUUUAUUUUAUAUAUUCUUAUUUAUUUUAUUUUUUUUUAAACAAACUAAGCAGGUUUCAGAAAUAUUGACACGCGAUAUGGGCUAAUCAGAAAGUACUAAAUAAUGCUGCAAUGUAAACAUCUCAUGGCCAGUUUGGUUGUGUAUGUAUAUUAAUGGCCUAAUUGUUAUCGCUGCACAAUUCAUGUUUUAAACCGUCUCUGGUCAAUCAUAGAAAAAUAAAAUAAAAUCCCUGCUUAGAACUGUAA
This is a messenger RNA of Pelobates fuscus (common spadefoot toad), 2078 nucleotides long. RefSeq names its product M-phase phosphoprotein 6 (gene MPHOSPH6). Lineage: Eukaryota; Metazoa; Chordata; Amphibia; Anura; Pelobatidae. The transcript has 5 exons. Gene Ontology annotation, biological process: maturation of 5.8S rRNA. Bases 183 to 668 code for a protein of 161 amino acids. The record is from RefSeq and is a predicted model, not a curated record.